AUGGCGUCAAAAAAUCCCACCAAAGUUCAUCACGAGCUUGUGCCCGCUCCCGAGCCCAAGACUGAGCUUGGACGGUACAGGAUCCUAGCCAAAUCCGCGAGCAUCCCCGUCUCACCUCUAUGCCUAGGUGGCAUGAGUCUAGGGACUGCUCAUAGCGAGUUUAUGGGCUCUGUAGACCAGGAGCAGGCGUACAAGAUCCUUGAUGCCUUCGUGGAUGCUGGUGGCAACUUCAUCGACACCGCCAGCAACUAUCAAGACGAAGAGUCGGAGAAGCUCAUCGGUAGCUGGAUGGAGGCCCGCGGCAACCGCGACCUCGUCGUCCUGGCCACGAAGUUCAGUAGCAACUACCGCGCCUGGGAGCUCGGCAAGGGUCGGACCGUCAUGUACAAUGGCAACCACCGCAAGUCCAUGUUCCUGUCCGUGGACGCCUCGCUCAGGAAGCUCAGGACCACCUAUAUCGACCUCCUCUACGUCCACUGGUGGGACUGGCUCACCUCGGUCGAGGAGCUCAUGGACGGCCUGCACGUCCUCGUCGAGCAGGGCAAGGUCCUCUACCUCGGCGCGUCCGACAUGCCGGCCUGGUUCGUCGCCGCGGCCAACACGUACGCCCGCGAGCGCGGCAAGACGCCCUUCUCGGUCUACCAGGGCCGGUGGAACGUCAUGAGGCGCGACUUUGAGCGCGAGAUCAUCAACAUGGCCAACCACUUUGGCAUGAGCCUCGUGCCCUGGGAUGUGGUCGGCGGCGGCCGCCUGCAGUCGCGCGCGCAGCUCGAGGCCAAGGACCGCGCUGGCGAAGGGCUACGGUCCUUCUGGGCGGCGGGCCAGACUGAGACCGAGCGGAAGGCCAGCGAGGUCCUCGAGAAGGUUGCCGCCGAGGUGGGCGCCGAGAGUGUCCAGCAGGUCGCGCUGGCAUACGUGCGGCAUAAGGCGCGGCACGUCAUCCCCAUCGUGGGCGGGCGCAAGGUGGAGCACCUGGAGCAGAACAUCGCGGCGCUCAAGAUCAAGUUGACAGAGGAGCAGAUCAAGACCAUUGAGAGCUUCCAGGACUUUGAUGUUGGGUUUCCCAUCGACUUGAUGGGCGAUGACCCGCUUGAGACGGGCAAGACACCUUGGGGAUUGGCUCUGACGGCGCAUUAUGACUUUGCGGUUCGGAGAUAG
Thyridium curvatum is the source of this 1158-nucleotide messenger RNA. RefSeq lists its product as uncharacterized. The record is from RefSeq and is a predicted model, not a curated record. The coding region runs from base 1 to 1158 and encodes 385 amino acids. NCBI's taxonomy places the organism in Eukaryota, Fungi, Ascomycota, Sordariomycetes, Thyridiales, Thyridiaceae. The transcript has a single exon.